Messenger RNA from Leptopilina boulardi, 1071 nucleotides. RefSeq lists its product as uncharacterized. The coding region runs from base 1 to 1071 and encodes 356 amino acids. Lineage: Eukaryota; Metazoa; Arthropoda; Insecta; Hymenoptera; Figitidae. Gene Ontology annotation, biological process: DNA repair; telomere maintenance. The transcript has a single exon. The record is from RefSeq and is a predicted model, not a curated record. Gene Ontology annotation, molecular function: DNA helicase activity.
AUGAAGAAAGUAAAUGAUGUAAAUUCUAAUUUGAUUCUUUCUACUCCAUCAAUAUCAAAUGCAGAUUUAAAUGAUAAUAUGCCACUGUAUAGUGAUUCAACUUCAAACAUUAAAGUUCAGUCAAAAGAGGGACUCUUUUUAAAAAAUAUAGAUGUUUUUAUUUGGGAUGAAGCACCAAUGGCUCCAAAAUAUGCCUCAGAAAUUAUGGAUUAUCUAUUAAGAGAUAUAAUGAAAUCAAAUGUUGCUUUUGGUGGUAAAAUUGUAAUUCUAGGAGGAGAUUUUAGACAAACUUUGCCAAUUAAAGAACGAGGCACUAGAUCAGAAAUAGUAAAUUUAUCCAUAAAGAACAGUAAACUAUGGAAACAUUUCAAAAAAUACACUUUAACAGAAAAUAUGAGAGCCUUACCACAGGAGACGGAAUUUGUAGAUUUUCUACUCAAAGUGGGCAAUGGUGAAUUAAAUGAUGUAGAUGAUAAUGUUAAAUUACCAGAACAUAUUAUUCAACAUGGAAAUGUAGAUAUUGCUGAAGAAAUGUAUGGUCAUUUGAUACAACAGAAUAAAUUUAGAGAGUUGGCAGUGUGUGCAAUUUUAGCACCUAGAAACGUUGACGUUGAUGAUAUUAAUAAGAGAGUGGUGCGUCUCUUAGACAGUAAUGGGGAAACAAUGUAUAAAAGUAUUGAUUCUACUGAAAAUUGUGAUAAUGGAAGUUUUGCGGAAGUCUUGUUACCAGAAUAUUUAAAUACUCUCUCUCCGCCUGCUUUACCACCACAUGAAUUACAUUUGAGAAUUAAUUCAGUUGUAAUGCUAAUUAGAAACCUUAGUAUUAAUGAAGGUUUAUGUAAUGGAACAAGGUUAAUUAUUUUAGAUUUAUCACAUAAUGUUAUUAAAUGUCAAAUAUUGACUGGAGAUAAGAGUGGAAAUAUUGUUUUUUUACAUAGAGUAACUCUAUAUUGUGAAAAUUUAUAUCCAUUUACUUUUAAAAGAAGACAAUUUCCUAUAAAAUUGGCUUUCGCAAUGACUAUAUCAAUAAAUCUCAAGGGCAAACAUUCAACAGAAUAUCCAUUGAUUUGA